CAACCCGCCGCACCCUCAGCAUGAGAGUCGAGAUACACGGCAUCAUCGAGUCGAAAUAGGAGCACUUAGCCAAGUCACCAUGGCGACUCAAUACGAAAUCGAGCACAACAUCAAGCCCACGGGCACCACCUCCCGCCGGCGGCGGCAGGUCGACAUGUCGACCUUCACGGCGCACCUGCACACCCUCUCCCCCGACACCCCCUCCUCCUCGUCCAACCAGCACCACAACCCGCACGCGGUGCCUUCACCAAGCGACACAUCCGCGCUUUUCCGACUACUACAAGACCAGAUGGGCACACUAGCCUCCACAUCACCGACCGAGGCCAACCGGGCGUUCCUGCAGUCGCUGGUGGAGAUGCUCGAGGAGGACGUGGCGCGCCCGCCGCGGGACAUGGAAGGGGUGACGCAGGAAUACCUGGACGGGCUCGACCGCGUCCCGAAGCGCCGCCUCAAGCCCGAAGACGCUUGCCCCAUCUGCGCCGAGCGCUACCUCGACGACGAGUACCCCCUCGUCGUGGAGCUGCCCUGCCACGAGAGUCACAGGUUCGACCUCGAGUGCGUCGGGCCGUGGUUAAGGGCCAAGGGCACAUGUCCGUUGUGCAGGAAGGAGUUGGGUAAGAGGAAAGCGGUCGAGGUACCUAGAGCGGGCGGGGCGGAAGGGAAUGGGGUGGAAGAGGAGGAGGAAGAGGAUGAUGCGGAUGGUCUGUAUGCUUGAAAACGGCGCGAGAGGGGGGGCGUCCUGUUCGGGCCCACGGGCGCUGAGGACGAUGGAGGAAGGUGACUGGGUAAUUUGAUUUGCGCCGCUCCUUUGCGGGAGCUAUUAAUCUGGUGAGGCGCUUGAUGGCUUGCAAAAUUCAAUGAAACAAGAUAUGAAUUAUGAACAAGACUUUUGGACUUCACGCUCUAGUCCUUCUUUAUCAUGCCCGCACUAUCGUCGUCGUCAUAUGUUCACAGACAGAAUUUGUACAGCCCCCGAUAACGCGGCUUAAACACCCCCAAU
Molecule: messenger RNA, 1000 nt
Organism: Canariomyces notabilis
Lineage: Eukaryota; Fungi; Ascomycota; Sordariomycetes; Sordariales; Chaetomiaceae
Exons: 2
Coding region: 80-715 (211 amino acids)
Source: RefSeq, a predicted model, not a curated record